AUCAGAAAACGGAAUAAGCAAUAGCGAUAAAAUUUCCGACGAGUUGGAAUUCUGUGUCUAUCGCUUAUCGCCAUCGCUAUUCCCUCGCAUUGUGCGAGGAACUUUACGCUGAUAAACACUGAUAAGCGCAACUGUGUGCAAAUUACACAGUACAUAUAUCUCCGAUAGAUAAUUUAUCAAUAUCUUUCUAAUAUCUCUCGCGAUAAACGACAAUGAAAUAAACUCAGAUGUUUAUGAGAUAAAAAUAAUCGCAAUACUUGCGACUUAAUCGCAAGAUUAUACAAUCUCGAGUUGUAUUCGCGCUAAAAUUUGUGCUAACUCACAAAAACUCAAAGACCUUACAUUUUAGAAAUACAAUAUAUUCUGUUUUUUUUUUCUGAAAGAUAACUUUUUCUUUUGUACGGAUGACUCUUGGAAAUCGAGUCUUUUCGAUCACUCGUCCGCGAGACCGGACGACUCUCUCGACGAGCGGCAAAUAACAAAGGACCCCAUAAGAACGCUGUAGAAGGGGCAGUGACAGACCCUCUCCCCAAACAUGACGCACAAUGCCGCCGCAAGAGCGACGAAAACGAAAUUGUAUUGCCGUUUAGAUAUGUAGUUGCGCGACACUGAUAACACCCGCUGAUUUUCAUCUUGCUUAUUUAAUACCGAUAUUAUUUUUUCGGCACCGACAAACACGCGCGUGUUCUCUCUACGAGAAAUAAUUAUACUCGUUUACCACACAUGUGUCAGACUGUUAAGAAUACAUUAUCCGCAAAGAUAAAACGUAGAAAAUAUUCAGUAAUUAAAAAUUCAUUUAAACUCGAAGAAAGUUUUCCAAAGUGUAUGUAAACGUAUAUAUAAAAUCCCGAUUUCUAUCGCAUUAACGUUCAUUAAUAUUUAUUAAAAAAAACACGGUUAAUUUGUUACUAGAAAUCUAACUGUCCAACACGGAAAUCCAACGAUCCGAUAGAUAAUGAAGCUAUUAAAAAGUCGUAAAGAAGCACACACGAGACAUUUAUCUGGCGACUAAUUCGAGAAAGCGUUGGGUUACAGUCAUCCUGGAAAUAAAAGCGCCGACACACAGUGUGUGAGAGAAAGAGAGAGAGAGAGAGGGUGCAACGGAGGGAUGUUAUUCGUACAUUUUUAGGAGGGAUGUACGGAACGGAACAGCCCGGCACGAACGUGUUGCGUCGACUACCGCAGGACACGAAAGUCGUCAGUUGUUCACGGAUUGUCGAUGAGUAGACUCGCUAGUCGUGCGUGUCAUAAAUUCGUUCCUCUGCUCACGGCACGUUUCGUCGCAGCUGAUCGGUAUUACAAUUGCGUAGCGCGCGUUGCGAACGGCGAGCGAGAGUUAAAAGAACUUUCGUCUAAGAGCGAAAUAUUAUGUGCGCGCGGAACAAACGGAAAUCGUUUCUUCCGAUCGACGUUCACGUGAGAAAUCGCAUCGACGUAGCGGUGUGUGUUUUAUCAUCGGACGGUGAUUUCCGCGACUCUCUGUGCGGCGCAAAAAUUGGCGGAUAUCGCGUGCGGCACGUGAGACGAUAAAUAAAUUCCACAGAGAUCCGGCGCGUGGGACGUUGUCUUGAAACAAGAGAGGAAGAACGUCGUCGCGCCGCGACCACGUGACGGGAAAGUACAAAACACCGGCGCGGCAAGCAACAAGUUUUCGCUCUUGACCAAUUAUGACCAUCGAAAAGGUGACAGCCGGAUCGAAUCCGGAAAUACUAAUCGUCUACGCGGAUGUUUACUCGCACGAAGAUGCGAGCAAAGGUGACAGCGUGAUGAUGUCGUCGAGCGAAUCGUCGCCCCCGCCCCAGGCGUCGAUAGUCACGACAGAUUUCGACGUGGUGGAUAAAGUGAGGUUGAGCAAGGACAUCACGACCCCCAUAAAAUCGUCGAAACCCAUCGUAAAUACUGCCGACACCGAGGCGAUCGAGGAGGCGGUGCCGAUCAUGCAGAAGACGCUACCCACACCGGAACCGAAGCCCGCGCUCGAGAAGAACGGCAUCGACAUAAACGCGAAAAAAUCGCCCGACGAGCCGGACAAAUGUUUGAUCGACUGCAUAUACCUUGCUCAGCAGUGCUGCGAGUGCACGAUAAUCUGAGAUCAUGUUGACAAGAAUUCCUAGUUAAAUACCCGCCCGGAGAGAAAGACCAGUGUUAUCUUGUAACUCCCCGUAGAGCGCAUUAUACAAAUUAUUUUUCAAGAACAUUCCCCGAAUAUUUGUUGCGUAUUGAUUACAAAAAUAUUUGACAAAUAUCCACGUUCAACUUCUGUGCCAUACGGGGGGGAGGGGAAAGGAUAGUUUCCGCAAUAAUCUCCGUUCUCGUUUUUCUCUCGGCGCGAAAUUUAGGAUUUGACAAUGCAAUGAGUACCGCUCGUUGUUUCGGGUACUUUGUGAUAUACAGAGAGAAGAUUUAUACCGCGGGAAGAAAAACAAUUUGCGGCGACGUAUGUGAAAAAUUUUGCAUACAAGGUGUACGAACAAGAGGAGUGCGCGUUGAAAUGUUUUGUAAUAUUUAUUGAUUACAAGUCUUCGAUGUUUGCGUCGCACGAAAUAUAAUAGACUGUUCUCACGAAAAAAACUGUGUGGAUCUGAGAAGACAAAGAAACAAUUGAAAUGUAUAUUUUUAUAUAACGUAAUUUUUGCGAAUAUAUCGUAUAAGUUUUUGCAAAGAGGCACUGCCAAAAACAAAAAAAAAGAAAAAAAAUACAUAUCGACAAAAAAUAUCGUCAAUUAUCUGUGCAAGUACUUCCUCUCUCGGAUUAUAGAGUAAACCGUUCGUUGCCAACUACACGUCUUCUUUUCGCAAUUUGACGAUAACGUUAAUCUCAGUAAUAUUUGAUAGUGUUAAUCGCGACAGUUGUUUCUCCGAACAUUUAUGGACGUAUAAUAGUAUCGUAUAAUUCUGUAAAUUUGCUAACUCACAGAUGCGUGUUUCUGGAAAACACUUACGAAAGUUUUCCGAAGACAAAAUAUAUCGCAAAUAAAUAUCCACACACUCUCCAUAUAUCGAUGUAAGGAUGCGUUUAUUGAGACAAAAAAAAAACGAAGAAUAAAUCUAAGAACAAA
Molecule: messenger RNA, 3059 nt
Organism: Pseudomyrmex gracilis
Lineage: Eukaryota; Metazoa; Arthropoda; Insecta; Hymenoptera; Formicidae
Exons: 2
Coding region: 1668-2090 (140 amino acids)
Source: RefSeq, a predicted model, not a curated record